AUGGCAAGCCAGGACACUCCUGGGAGCUACAGAAAUGAGAGCAAAAUACAGAAAGCAGAUUUCACUUGGGUGGUGAAAGCCAAUGACCGUGCUUACCACGAUCAGUUUCAGAAGAAUUAUGCGUGGUGUUUGAAGAGGAAGAAAUACGCGGGAAACACCAUCAAGACAGCCAAAUACAGUAUUCUGACUUUUCUCCCACUCAACCUGUAUGAGCAGUUUCACCAGAUGUCUAACCUGUACUUCCUCAUCAUAAUUUUGCUGCAGACCAUCCCUCCGAUAUCCACCCUUCCUUGGUUUGCCCUCCUGUUUCCGCUCGUGCUCCUGCUUGGGAUUCGAGGGAUUCGGGACCUGAUAGACGAUGUUGCACGGCACCAGAGCGACUGGGAAAUCAACAGUCGGCCCUGUGAGAUUUUGAUGGGAGGGAGCUUCAAGCAGAAGCAAUGGCGCGACAUAUGCGUGGGUGAUAUUGUUUGUCUCCGCAAGGACAGCUUUGUGCCGGCUGACCUUCUUCUCCUGUCCAGUUCGGAGCCAAACAGCCUCUGCUAUGUAGAAACAAUGGACAUUGAUGGAGAGACGAAUCUGAAAUACAGACAAGCCCCACUGGUGACACACGAGCUUCUGGCCAGUGGGAAAAGCAUGGCCGCCUUUGACGGGAAGGUGAUGUGCGAUGAGCCAAACAGCCGGAUGCACAGCUUUGUUGGCACUUUGGAGUGGCACGGGGAGAUGUACUCUCUCGACAACGAGAAGCUAUUGUUGCGCGGCUGCAGAAUACGCAAUACAGAAGUGUGCUACGGCCUUGUUAUUUAUGCAGGCUUUGAUUCCAAAAUCAUGAAAAACUGUGGCAAGAUCAAGCUGAAGAAAACCAAACUCAACUGCCUUAUGGACCGUCUUGUAAUCCUGAUCACAGUGGCCCUCGUUUUGGCCUCCCUUGGCCUUGCUGUUGGCUCGGGAGUUUGGGCCAACAAGUUUUACCAGGAGCAUAGCUACCUGUUUGCGUUCUACGACCAGAACAGCGCCAUCAAGUAUGCCUUCUUCGCGUUCUGGGGAUUCCUCAUCCUCCUCAGCCUUGUGAUUCCAAUGUCCAUGCUAAUCACGUUUGAGUUCAUCUACCUGGUGAACAGCUGUUUCAUUAACUGGGACUUGGAAAUGUAUUAUGCGCCAAAGGAUACUCCAGCCAAAGCCCGGAGUACUAGUCUUAAUGACCAGCUGGGGCAGAUAGAAUUUGUAUUCUCCGACAAGACUGGCACCUUGACACAGAACAUCAUGUCCUUUAAGAAAUGUUGCAUCAAUGGAACCAUCUAUGGUCCGGAUAAGAACCCCAAGGACAGCUUGGCGGAUGCUCCUUUGAACUGGAACAAGUAUUGGGACAGGAAACUGGAAUUUUAUAAUGCUUCACUCCUGGAUACCAUCCAGAGGGAUGGCAAUCCUUUGGUGCGGGAAUUCCUACGUCUGCUUGCCCUUUGCCACACAGUCAUGGUGGAGGAGAAAGACAGAAGAAAGUUGCCAGAUCAAGUACUUUAUCAGGCAGCCUCCCCGGAUGAAGAAGCCUUGGUGAUGGCCGCCAGGAAUAUGGGCUAUGUCUUUCUCUCCCGAACCCCGGAAAGCAUCACCAUUAGUGAGCUGGGCGUGGAAAGGACCUACGAAGUGUUGGCGCUGCUGGAUUUUAACAGUGUGCGCAAACGGAUGUCCAUCCUUGUGAGAGACCCUGAAGGCCACAUCAAACUUUACACCAAGGGGGCUGACACCGUGAUCUUGGAGAGACUUCACUGCGACCAGGCUACGGAAGGUUGCACCAUCAAGGCGCUUAAUAGUUUUGCUGCAGAGACCUUGAGGACUCUGUGCUUAGCUACCAGAGAGGUUGACGAACAGGAGUACGCCCUGUGGAGCAAGAACCACCACGCUGCCACCAUCCUGUUGCAGGAUCGUGCCCAGGAGCUUGACAAGCUCCUGGGUGCCACAGCAAUUGAGGACAAGCUGCAAGACGGGGUGCCUGAAACCAUUCAGCUGCUCAAACGGGGGGACAUCAAAGUGUGGGUGCUGACAGGAGACAAGCAAGAAACAGCGGUCAAUAUUGGUUUUGCAUGUCAACUCCUUUCGGAUGAUAUGGCUAUCCUGGAAGAGAGUGAUAUCAGUGAGAUCCUGAAAGAACCAUGGCUCAGCAAAAGCAGCUUACCUGGCAGUGAAGAAGCUCUUUGCGACGAAGGCUCUUUCCCACCAACCCAGGCCUUCUCGAGGCAUGACAAGAAAGCCCUGGUGGUCACGGGGGACUUCCUAGAGAAAAUCUUUUAUGUGGAGGGGGAGAAGAAGACAACUGGGAAGAAAGGCCUUUGGGAGCGCUUUGGUUGCAGCCGUGCAAACUCUGGCAAAGAUCAUGAGAGCUUGGUGGAAAAAGCCUUUGUGGACCUGGCCAUGAUGUGCCAGGCGGUGAUCUGUUGCCGGGUGACUCCCAAGCAGAAAGCCCAGGUGGUCCAGAUGGUGAAGAGACACAAGGACGCCAUCUCCUUGGCCAUUGGAGAUGGAGCCAAUGACGUCAACAUGAUUAAAACUGCCGACAUUGGGGUUGGGAUCAGCGGGCAGGAAGGGCUGCAGGCGGUGCAGUGCAGCGAUUACGCCCUGGCCCAGUUCCGCUACCUGCAGCGCCUCCUUUUCGUCCACGGCCGAUGGUCCUACAUCCGGAUCUGCAAGUUUCUGCGCUACUUCUUCUUCAAGACCUUUGCCGGCAUGAUGGUGCAGAUCUGGUUCGCUUUCCAUACGGGAUUCACGGCGCAGCCCCUGUUGGAGGGUUGGUUCCUGGCCCUCUAUAAUGUUUUCUACACUUCGUAUCCGGUGCUGUGCAUGGGGUUAUUUGAGCAGGAUGUGAGUGCCAAGAAAAGCUUGCAGUUUCCAGAGCUGUACAAGGUGGGCCAGAAAAGCCAGCUUUUCAGUUUCCGAACUUUCUGCAUGGCUUUCGUCCACGGCUCUCUCGUCUCCCUGGCCAACUUCUACAUCACCCUCUGGGUCAUGCAGGAUCGAGCCAGCGUGCAGGUCGCUGGUGAUAUACAGUCCUUUGCCAUGAUAAUAGCCACCUCGGCCAUUUUGACCGUCAUCAUUGAGAGUAUGCUAGAGAUCAAGUUCUGGACUGUCUUCUCCACGCUUGCAAUCGUGGUCAGUCUUGGCUUCUACUGCCUGUUCACCUACCUUACCCAAAGCUUCUUCGCCUACAAAAUGUAUCCUGAUGCCUUCCCAUUCCCCGAUGCCACCAGGAACGCUCUGACAGACCCCAUGGCGCUGCUGGUGGUCUCACUGUGUGUUGUGGUGAACAUCCUUCCUUCCCUCGUCGUCCGCUUCGUGCGGAGUGUGGCGGAUUCCAUGAGCAUGUCGGAGAGAUUUCAAGCCCGGGGAAUGAAAGCAAGUCAAAAGACGGUGGAGCUGGUUUCUCACAUCCGGAGGAACACCCUGCAGAGACGCUCCGCGUAUGCUUUCUCUCAUGUGGAAGGCUAUGCUGACCUCAUCUCCCGAGGAGCCAGUCUGCGGAUCAAGGCCCACAAGGCCCACGGCCAAGUGGGCAGCAUUCUGAGCACUCCUUCGCCCACCGUGCCGAAGCCCUCCGCUCCCCCAGUGCCUGCACAGCAGAAGAGCGUGACCUGUUGA
This is a messenger RNA of Varanus komodoensis (Komodo dragon), 3630 nucleotides long. It is a transcript of the gene ATP8B3, whose product is annotated as ATPase phospholipid transporting 8B3. Bases 1 to 3630 code for a protein of 1209 amino acids. Lineage: Eukaryota; Metazoa; Chordata; Lepidosauria; Squamata; Varanidae. Gene Ontology annotation, biological process: Golgi organization; phospholipid translocation. The transcript is spliced from 28 exons. The record is from RefSeq and is a predicted model, not a curated record. Gene Ontology annotation, molecular function: ATP binding; ATP hydrolysis activity; ATPase-coupled intramembrane lipid carrier activity. Gene Ontology annotation, cellular component: plasma membrane.